UGGGUUUUGAUAUGGGUCCAAAACGAAACCCAUGUUAAGCUAGAUGGAUUUUCAAUUUAAAACCAAUUAGUGAUAAGUGGAGUUGUUCAUCUAUCUUAUAUAUUAUUUAUAAUCUUUUCCAACUACCGAUGUCAAUGUGAGACACUUUGUGUCUAAUACGCCCAUUCGAGAUGAUUGACUCUUUGAGCGUCAAUUUUGGAAUGUUCGGGCAAGAAUCGAUGGGCCAACUUUGGACCAGAUCGAUGUGGAUCGGAUUGGACUGCGUAGAUCAGGCUAUGAUGAUACCAUGUUAAGCUAGAUAAACUUCUAACCUAAAACCAAUUGGUGAUAAGUGGAGUGGCUCUUCCAUCUUAUAUAUUAUUUAGUAUCUCUUUCAACUACCGAUGUGAGACAUUUUGUGUCUAAUAGACCAAAUACCAUGUUUAAUUAAGAAAAGUCAACAAAUGAUGCCCAAACACAAUAGUACACAUUGAUUUUGCAAAACUCAAGAACUAAAUUGUUAAUAAUGUACAUUAAUAAGUUAUUGUUGAUUUGUUAAUAAGCUGUUAAAUGCUAAUUUCAUUGUUCCCAUCAGAAUCUCCCAGCAGCUUCUCUGAGUCCCCGCUCACAGUAUGUUAUCCCAGUCACACAGAGCCUCGUGAGUAUUUCUGGUAUACAAAUCCUUUUUCUCUUUUAUUAUAUAAUUUUACAACUUUACAGUAUGUUGCAAGAAUAAUUUGAGAGGUUAUUGAACUUGUUCUAUACAAAACACAUGCACUUUAUUGACUAGGUUCAAUCUCCUCUUGAACUUUUCAAGAUUAUAUCGUUACCUGUUACUUGUAGUUAUGUUCGGUUCCAAACAGAAUGGCUUUAGUUUUGACUGCUUUUGCUUCCAUGUUUAUUACCCUUUUUUUGCCGUGAAAUCAAGUUUGUGAAAUCAAGUUUAGAAGUUCUUUUUUGGCUCAGUUUAGAAGUUUUAUAGUCUGUUAAUCACAUCUCAAUCGCAUCUUGUAAACCUCAACGUUCAUUUUUUUUAAUGAUAGUUACAUUCUUAGCAAAAAAGUAAGAUUAGUGGAAUUUGGAAACUACUCUUACACAAUCAAAAAGCUUCAAGUUUCUGGUAUGCAAAUUCUUUUCCUCUUCUAUGUAACAUAUAUAUAACUAAUUAAAAAGCUGCACUGGGCCAUGAUUUGUAAGAAUAAUCUGCGAGAUAGUUGAACUAGUUUUAUAUUAGAACACGUAUCGAUGUCAAUGAAUAUAAGAAGAACUAUGCCAAAUUAGAUACAUGUAUUUUAUAUAUUGUUCUGACUUUUAGAUUCAUGUAUAUUAUAUAUUGUUCUGACUUUUUCUAUGAAUUUAUAAGUAGCAAUAACAAUUCUUUCUACCUAUCCCUUAGUGCCAUGCCACAUUAUGGCCUUCUCAAAACAAACCCCUCUUCUUCUCCUCCUCCUCCUCGUCUUCUUCAUCUUCCCUCUUCUAAACGCCUCACACCCAAAACCUUGCUACACUUCUUCUUGUGGAAGAGGGAACAUAGACAUCCGUUUCCCUUUCUGGCUAUCCCCCAAGCAACCUGAGUCCUGUGGCCACACAGGAUUCAAACUCUUAUGUACUGAUCGCAACGAGACAGCCUUAGAGAUUCCUAAAUCCAAACCAUUUAUUGUCCAAGAGAUCGAUUAUAGAAGGCAGCGUAUUCGACUCAGCGACCCGGAUAGCUGCUUAGCCAGACAGCUCCUCAGCUUUGACGCUUCAGGGUCUCCUUUUUCUCUGUUUCUUCCUCGCAGCUACACGGUUUUGAUCUGUCCUAAAGACGAGAACGUCGUACCAUCUUUCAGAUCCAUCCAGUGCCUUGGUAAUUCCACUUCCUCCUUCUUUGUCACGGAGUUGGAACAGGUCAGUUCGAUGCCGUCUUCUUGUCAUGUCUUUAAGACGUUACAUCUUCCGUAUUCAUUCCAUGGUGACAUCAACCAACAAGACCUGUGGCUCAAAUGGGACUCGCCGGAUUGUAGAUAUUGUGAGAGGAGUGGUUCAAGAUGUGGAUUUAUAAACAAUACCACACGCCAAGUCCAAUGCUUCAGUUCUGUAAACCCAGGACUCCACAACACAAGCUUACAAGUACUAAAGAUAAUCUGCCUCUCUCUAAUGGGCCCACUCAUCGCCUUGAGCUUCUGCGUCGGUCUUGUCUUGUGCAGUUCUGAGAGAGUCUCUUCCCAGAUACAACACGCCAUGGCCGUAACACCAGAGCCAGCAAGCGACGUCCAAGUCAUCACGAGGACGGGUCUGGAUGAGUCUACGAUCGAGUCAUACAAGAAAGUUGAGUUAGGUGAGAGUAAGAGACUCCCGACCGGGUCAAAUGAUGUUGUAUGUUCCAUUUGUUUGUCGGAAUAUGCAACUAAAGAUACCGUUAGGUGCUUACCAGAAUGUGAACAUUGUUUCCAUGCUGAAUGUAUCGAUGCGUGGCUCAAGUUGCAUAGUUCGUGUCCGGUUUGUCGGAGCAAUCCCUCUCCCGCACGUGAAGGGUACUGCAACUAACUUUGUAUGUAUGAAUUAACUUUGUAGCGUUUGUAUAUAUAAUUUGGAUUCUCAAAAAAAGUUUUUAAAGGUUGUGUUGAAUUUUAAUGAAUUCUGCAUUCGCUGAUCAUAAUAUAUAGCUUAAAAUGGGUUAAAACGAAUCCCAAGCACCAUGUUUAAUUAAGAAAUAUUCAACAAAUGAAGCCCAAAUACAAUACUGCGUACACAUCGAUUUUGC
Brassica napus (rape) is the source of this 2725-nucleotide messenger RNA. RefSeq names its product RING-H2 finger protein ATL22. The record is from RefSeq and is a predicted model, not a curated record. The transcript has 2 exons. The coding region runs from base 1390 to 2508 and encodes 372 amino acids. Lineage: Eukaryota; Viridiplantae; Streptophyta; Magnoliopsida; Brassicales; Brassicaceae. Gene Ontology annotation, molecular function: polysaccharide binding.